Messenger RNA from Cucurbita maxima (winter squash), 2051 nucleotides. RefSeq lists its product as uncharacterized. Gene Ontology annotation, molecular function: DNA binding. Bases 84 to 1967 code for a protein of 627 amino acids. The record is from RefSeq and is a predicted model, not a curated record. NCBI's taxonomy places the organism in Eukaryota, Viridiplantae, Streptophyta, Magnoliopsida, Cucurbitales, Cucurbitaceae. The transcript is spliced from 9 exons.
CCCUCCCUCUCUCUCUCUCUCUCUCUCUCUCCCCCUUCUUGAAUUUUCUCUCUCCCUCUGUGCUUUUGGUUUCUGGGUUGAAAAUGGUGAUCUGUGUGGAGGAAAACAGUGAUAGCAACAGAGAAGCAGCGAAGGGUAAAGGAGCCAUGGUUCCAAUGCAUGCACCACGGUCAAACCCAAGUGGCUCACUGCCAUUACAGACAAAUCACAGCUUGUCUCUCACUUUUCUCAGUGACCCUCGAGGGCAAGGGGUUGUGUUGAAGAUGUCUCAAGCACCUGAAACGAAUUUCAUGACAUUUCUUCCAUCUGGCUCUCAACUCAAGCUCAGCUUACAAAUUCCUCAACCCACUUCACUUCCUACAAAGCCAACUUCGACCAAGAUGCUUGAUUGGAGCCACCCCACAAAAACUGCUGCUAAUCGCUCUCAAAUCAUCAAAACUCUUAGAGAAAUGGUCAAGAGGGCCGUGACCGAGUUUAGAUUAUUGUCGUCGCCCAUGAACCUUAACGAAAGAGCCAACUUCGACGACGUUGUUGAAGCGGUUCCCGUCUCCUUUAGACCCCCUCAACCACCCAACACGGAUAUGGUUUUGUCUCGGAAAAAGAGAGUGACGACGUUACUCGUGGGGGAAACCCUAGUUUCGUUCCAACUUCCUUACAAUUGUCCGUUUAAUCUCGAGGAUCUUGAGGAGUUGGUGGAAGUAGAGAGGAAUGAGGCAACGGCUCUAAAUACAACUGGUGAGAUUAUUUAUAAUGUGCCUCGCUAUACUUUCUUUCAAAGAUUACAGGGUUGGAAAAUGGAAAGGCGUCAACGCAUUAACGGAAGAUUUGACUUGUACUAUCAUCACCUACCAUCAAGGAAGGUGUUUCGGUCCAUCACUGAGGUUGUGAAUUUUUUCAUAUAUGAAGUUUAUCCCGACAAACCUCAAAAAUCUGCGACCAAAUUAAAUCCGGGCGAAAAUCAAUUUCCUGGUGAAACAAGUGAGGGAAAGAGGGUUUCGCCAUUGAAGAGGAAAGUUGAUGAAAUGAGGGAGAAAUGGCGUCCAAUGUUCUUUGACGUUAAUGGCGAUAAUAAGAAGAGUGAUGAUAGGCGCAUUGCACGUCCGUUUGAUCUUAACGACGAACAUCAAAAUGAUGAUGAAGAUGAUGAUGAUGAUUACUACUUCGGAGAUGAUCUGACAUGGAACCAGAAGGGAAGAGUGGAGAAGUUCUUGGCUGAAUCAUAUGAGAAUCUCCUAAACUUACCUAAUACUCAGAAACCCAAAUCCUUGAGUUUUGAUAUCAAUGAGGAAAUCUGUGAGGAAGAAGAAGAACAAAAAGAAGAAGAAGAGGAACAAAAAGAUGCCAACUUAAUCAAUUACCCUAAUGAACCCACUGUUGAGGAAUUACUGGCCGAGGCUUACGAUAACCUUGUAAACGGGGCCAGGGAUCAACUCAACUCCAUUAAAGGAAAGGAAAAGUGCGAAAGCUUCCCAGAGAUAGAAAGCAGCAAAAAAUUAAACACUUUGGCCCUUACAUGCCUUCCUUCUUCUUCUUCUUCUCCUCCCAACGUUCCCAUCAACAUAAACUCCAUUCCAUUAGAGACGAUCACAGAAGCACCCGAAGCCAUGGAAGUGGAAAACCCAGCUUCUAUUGUGAAUGUGAAACCUGAAUAUUUCGAUAUCAUCACAGAAGUGAAUCCUGAAAAUGUCAUCAUUGAUGACAAACCGAGCGAAGAGGCAGCGGCAGAGGGAGCGGCAGUGGCAGCGGCAGAGGCAGCGGCAGCGGCAGCGGCAGCGGUGGUGGUGGAGACAGAGACGGAGAAGAUGACAGAAGGCUAUGAUGGAAUCUGUUCUUCAAUGGAAGCGGCCAAAUCUGUUGCAUAUAUGAACAUGGAUGAGUGUGACCUGAUCAACCACAUCCCAGAAUCCUCGGACAUGUUUGACCUUGCUAUGUUCUUGGCCAAUAACAGGGAGAGCGGGGGCUUCUAAACCCUACAAAUAUAUGUGUGCGUGUGUGUAAUAAAAAGACUUCAAUAACCAAAACAUGUUUCUGGUUAGCCCUGGAAAAACCGA